This is a messenger RNA of Propithecus coquereli (Coquerel's sifaka), 1227 nucleotides long. It is a transcript of the gene PTGER2, whose product is annotated as prostaglandin E receptor 2 (subtype EP2), 53kDa. Bases 67 to 1152 code for a protein of 361 amino acids. The record is from RefSeq and is a predicted model, not a curated record. Gene Ontology annotation, cellular component: plasma membrane. Gene Ontology annotation, molecular function: prostaglandin E receptor activity. Lineage: Eukaryota; Metazoa; Chordata; Mammalia; Primates; Indriidae. Gene Ontology annotation, biological process: cellular response to prostaglandin E stimulus; inflammatory response; positive regulation of cytosolic calcium ion concentration. The transcript is spliced from 2 exons.
CAGACCCUCCUCCUCCCAGGUAUCCGCGGGGAAAGGAGAGCGCAUCUCUCCUCCAGGCACCCCACCAUGGGCAAUGCCUCCAAUGACUCCCUGCCCGAGGACUGCGAGACUCGACAGUGGCUCCCCUCGGGCGAAAGCCCAGCCAUCAGUUCCGUGAUGUUCUCGGCCGGGGUGCUGGGGAACCUCAUCGCGCUGGCGCUGCUGGCGCGCCGCUGGCGGGGGGACGCGGGGCGCAGCGGCGGCCGCAGGAACUCCCUCUCCUUGUUCCACGUGCUGGUGACCGAGCUGGUGUUCACCGACCUGCUCGGGACCUGCCUCAUCAGCCCCGUGGUGCUGGCUUCGUACGCGCGGAACCAGACCCUGGUGGCACUGGCGCCUGAAAGCCGCGCGUGCACCUACUUCGCUUUCGCCAUGACCUUUUUCAGCCUGGCCACGAUGCUCAUGCUCUUCGCCAUGGCCCUGGAGCGCUACCUAUCCAUCGGGCACCCCUACUUCUACCAGCGCCGCGUCACGCGCCGCGGGGGCCUGGCCGUGCUGCCCGCAAUCUAUGCCGUCUCCCUGCUCUUUUGCUCCCUGCCGCUACUGGACUACGGGCAAUACGUCCAGUACUGCCCCGGGACGUGGUGCUUCAUCCGGCACGGGCGGACCUCUUACCUGCAGCUUUAUGCCGCCCUGCUGCUGCUCCUCAUCGUCGCGGUGCUCGCCUGCAACUUCAGCGUCAUCCUCAACCUCAUCCGCAUGCACCGCCGAGGCAGGAGAAGCCGCUGUGGACCCUCCUUGGGCAGCAGCUGGGGCGGUUCCGGGGCCCGCAGGAGAGGGGAAAGGGUGUCCAUGGCAGAGGAGACGGACCACCUCAUUCUCCUGGCCAUUAUGACCAUCACCUUCGCCAUCUGCUCCUUGCCUUUCACGAUUUUUGCAUAUGUGAAUGAAACCUCUUCCCGAAAGGAAAAGUGGGACCUUCAAGCUCUUAGAUUUUUAUCAAUUAAUUCAAUAAUUGACCCUUGGGUCUUUGCCAUCCUUAGGCCUCCUGUUCUGAGACUAAUGCGUUCAGUCCUCUGUUGUCGGACUUCAUUAAGAACACAAGAUGCAACACAGACUUCCUGUUCUACACAGUCAAAUGCCAGUAAACAGGAUGACCUUUGUGGACAGUAGUUAAAAAGUGCUUAGUUAUUAAACAUCUGGAAGAUCAUUUUGAAAUGGUUCCUUAGAGAAAUGAAAACACUUAGU